This is a messenger RNA of Daldinia caldariorum, 1302 nucleotides long. RefSeq lists its product as uncharacterized. The record is from RefSeq and is a predicted model, not a curated record. Bases 313 to 993 code for a protein of 226 amino acids. NCBI's taxonomy places the organism in Eukaryota, Fungi, Ascomycota, Sordariomycetes, Xylariales, Hypoxylaceae. The transcript has 2 exons.
CCAGCCGCCACGCCAAUACAUAAGCCGAGUUAUACAAAAUUACACGUUCAGCAAUAUUCUUCUUAACUUGCAAUUCGCCAAUUGAAUCUUUCCCAUCUUAUUUUACCUCGCCUCGCCUCACCUUACCUUACCUCAUCUCAUAGCAUCAACUUUAUAACUUUCAAUUUCUAGAAAUCUUAGGUACUCUUAACUUUCUAACUACAUCAAACCAAAUACUCCACUGCAUAUAAAUAUCCACAAUUCAUACCUACCUCCUGAGGAUAUCAAUCAGUCCACCUCCCGUAGGAUUCAACAAUCCCACAACCCCUCACGAUGCAGCUCAAGCGCAAGCGUUCCGAGUCCGAGCUCUCCAGCUCCUCGAGCGCCUUCGGCUCGCCGUCCCGGCCAGAGCAAUUGUCCAUGAUGGAAAUGGACAGCAUCGCCAACGUCUCGCCUAUCCGCCAGACGUCGCGGAGCUCAACUCCUUCCCACCUACACAGCCGCACCAUGAAGCGGUUUCGCAACAGCCGUCCCUCGGAUGAAGAAAUCCACGAGCGAACUUUAAACAUGUUAUACACAGCCCAGAAGCAGCACUUCUCCCACCAGCAAACCCACCCGUUCGCCAGCCUCCCUACACAUCGCCAGCCUCACCCCGCGCAGAUGCCCUCACAGGGAGCUCAAGCGUCGCUGCACGACUUAUGGAAACUCCCCCACGUGGCGCCUACAUCAAAUACCUCGGUCCCGCCGCCCGUGGAUCGUCUGGUGUACGACAGCCCGACCAAUUGCGACGACUGCGGCGAGACGCUCCGGGAGGGCGCGGGCGAGGACUCGAUGGACCUGGACGGCUUCGGCUCGGACGUCGACGCGGGCUGCGCGGGCUGCGGCAAGCACGUCUGCUCGCACUGCUCCAUCACCAACCUCGGCGAGCAGCGGAAGUGCCUGAUAUGUGCCGGGAGGAAAGUAUGGGUUGGCGGCUUGGGGUGGACAGGUGUCUCGGGCAUCAAGGUGUGCUGAGGAAUGGUUUGUUUCAUUCUGGCUGCAUGUGAGCUUCGGGUUAUGCCCUCGGCUAGGUACGUACAGAAGCGUUGGAGUUUGGGCAAGCAUCUUACCGCUAGGCUAUGGGUUUGAGUAUGGGGUUAAAGCACACUUUGCAGGCGUCGCAAAAGCAGACGACAUUGUCGCCAGACAUAGGUUCGUAGCUCUUAUCAUUUGGUCUUUGGGAUUCCUUCAAGAGUUCAGCAAUGGAAAAGAAAAAUCAUAAAUAAUAAAACUAUUAUAGUGGUCUAGAUUGUCUUUAUCUAUAUGCUUUGCUCGCUGUGAAAA